Molecule: messenger RNA, 3570 nt
Organism: Loxodonta africana (African savanna elephant)
Lineage: Eukaryota; Metazoa; Chordata; Mammalia; Proboscidea; Elephantidae
Gene: FBXO30
Product: F-box protein 30
Exons: 3
Coding region: 127-2358 (743 amino acids)
Molecular function (GO): ubiquitin protein ligase activity; protein binding; zinc ion binding
Source: RefSeq, a predicted model, not a curated record
CCGACCCGACGGGGGUGUGGGGCGCGGAGCGGCGCCGGGACAAAGCGGAGCAGCCGGGCACGGCGGCCGCGGCAGCCAGGGCCUGGGCCGCGGUCCGGCCACUCGGGCCGAGCUGGACUGGCCAUUAUGGAGGAGGAGCUGCAGCAUUCCCACUGUGUGAACUGUGUCAGCAGACGGUGCAUGACCCGACCAGAGCCUGGGAUUUCCUGUGACUUGAUUGGUUGCCCAUUGGUUUGUGGAGCAGUUUUCCAUUCUUGUAAAGCUGAUGAACAUCGACUUUUAUGUCCAUUUGAACGAGUGCCUUGUUUAAAUAGUGACUUUGGAUGUCCAUUUACAAUGGCCCGAAAUAAAGUUGCUGAACAUCUAGAAACAUGCCCUGCAAGCGUGGUGUGCUGUACUAUGGAGUGGAACCGAUGGCCAGUUAGUUAUGCCGACCGGAAAUCCUAUGAAAUUCUGAGCAAAGAUGUUGAUGAAGUGGCACAAUUAGAUAUGGCUUUGGCCCUUCAAGACCAAAGGAUGCUCUUAGAAUCUCUCAAAGUAGCCACCAUGAUGUCAAAAGCGACUGAGAAAGUAUCAGAAGCUAGAGAACAAAUUUCAGUUAAAUCAAGUGUCCCAGAAAUACCACAUACUAAUGGCUUGGUCUCUGUUGAUGAGAAAUCUUAUGGUGCACUUUAUCAAGCUACUGUAGAAACAACCAGAAGUUUGGCUGCUGCUUUAGAUAUCCUAAAUACUGCCACAAGAGACAUUGGCAUGUUGAGUACAAGUCUUUGUGUGUCCCCAGAUGAGAUAGAUGAAGAGCAGAAUACCAGAGAAAGCUUACAGGAUAGAAACUUAAAAGACCAGGAUCUUCUUUAUGAGGAUGAGAUAGGAGCAGUAGGUGGAAUUGACCACCACGACACAAUUCAGAAUGCCCAGCCUGAACAAAAUGGUUCAAGUGAUUUAUUAUGUGACUUGGAUACAAGUUCUCAUGGCACUUCUCUUUGUAAUGGCUUUCCUUUGGGAAAUAUAUGCACACAGGUACAGAAUCAGAAUUUACAUGGUGAUUCAAAACAAACUAACUUAACAAAUGGAGAAUGUGUGGCAUCAGAUGACACUUCAAAACCUUCCAGUUCACUUUCAAUAGCAGCACAACUUAGGGAAGUAAUACCGCCCAGUCCUUUGCCUAAUGGCACAGUACAGCAUAUCCUCAUGCCCGGUGAUGAGGAUGAAGGAGAACUGUAUUGUAGAAAAGUAGACUUAGGGGAUUUGAAGAAUAUGGAUGUCUUGCCUUUUGGUAUGCCUUCAUUCAAAUAUUUUUCUAAUUCAUGUUGGUGCAAAUCAAUGGAAGAUAAAGCAGUGGAUACAUCAGAUUUGGAAGUUGCAGAAGAUCCAAUGGGCCUCCAAGGAAUAGAUCUAAUCACAGCAGCAUUACUCUUUUGUUUAGGAGAUUCUCCAGGUGGGAGGGGUAUAUCUGAUAGUCGCAUGGUUGAUGUUUAUCACAUUGACUUUGGGACUCAGACUUUUUCACUUCCGUCUGCAAUAUUAGCUACAAAUACAAUGGUUGGGGAAAUAGCCUCAGCUUCAGCUUGUGAUCAUGCCAACCCACAGCUUUCAAAUCCAAGCCCGUUUCAGACACUUGGGCUGGAUUUAGUUUUGGAAUGUGUCGCUAGGUACCAACCCAAGCAGCGUUCAAUGUUUACAUUUGUUUGUGGACAGUUAUUUAGAAGAAAAGAAUUUUCUUCACAUUUUAAGAAUGUACAUGGUGACAUUCAUGCUGGGCUCAAUGGCUGGAUGGAACAGAGGUGUCCUUUAGCUUAUUAUGGCUGUACCUAUUCUCAGCGUAGAUUUUGUCCAUCAACACAAGGAGCAAAGAUUAUACAUGAUCGCCAUCUGAGGUCAUUUGGAAUUCAGCCAUGCAUAUCUACGGUAUUAGUAGAACCUGCUAGAAACUGUGUGUUGGGAUUACAUAGUGACCAUCUAAGUAGUCUUCCUUUUGAGGUCCUGCAGCAUAUUGCAGGCUUUCUCGAUGGCUUCAGUUUAUGCCAGCUCUCACGUGUAUCCAGGUUAAUGAGGGAUGUGUGUGGCAGUCUGCUUCAGUCUCGUGGAAUGGUCAUACUACAAUGGGGGAAGAGAAAGUAUCCAGAUGGAAAUUCAUCAUGGCAGAUAAAAGAAAAGGUGUGGCGAUUCAGUACUGCAUUUUGUUCUGUCAAUGAAUGGAAGUUUGCUGACAUCCUAAGCAUGGCUGACCACUUGAAGAGAUGCAGUUACAAUAUCGUAGAGAAGCGGGAGGAAGCAAUCCCACUGCCAUGUAUGUGUGUGACACGGGAACUUACUAGGGAAGGACGUUCGCUACGCUCAGUUUUGAAACCUGUACUUUAAAAACUAUAACUCCACUUGCACAGACAUGAAAACAUCUAGUAUAAUUUCUUUGUAAUAUGUGACAGUUUAUUAAUGUAUUGAAGACUACAACUAGCUAAAUUUAUUGUCAUGAUGUACAUAAUGUUUUGAGGUGACAUAUUUUUGUAAAAUAAGUAGUUGGGAAAAAGUUGCCUUAAUGUUUGAAAUGUGUGAAAUUUUUGGAACUUGCUGGACAGGGUGAUUUAAUUUUUAGCUAUAUAAUUUUUGGAAUUAAUAUUUUUAAUGGUGUGUUGGCUCUUAAAUAUUUGGCUUCUUUAACUAAUGAGAUCCUGACCAAAAAAUUUAUUCCUGUGUUUUCUAUAGGUUGUAACCCAUGCAUUCAGAAAGCGAACCUUUGAUUUAAAUUUUCACUGCAUAGAUUUUUAAGAUAAAAACAUUUAAAUGAUUUAAGCACUCCCAAAAGAUCACUAUAAAGUUUUUAUUUGUAGUGCUCCCCUUACGCGCAGUUGUUGGUACGUAGAUGAUCUCUAAUAUAUACUUAAAUAAUAUUUAAAAUCAUGACUAAUAUUUGGUAAUGCCAUUUACCAUGUUCUAAAAAUAAUUCACAGAGAUGUGUUCAUCUUAUGUAUUAAUAACUCUCAUACCAAGAGUGUCCGUAUGCAGCUUUCUUUUUUGUUAGAUGCCACAUCCAAAGACGUACGGGAGCGUGUUAUGUGACAAGUUAAUGCAAAAACAAACAAAAAGCCUGUGAAUUUAAUUUGAAUCUUUAUGGUAUUAUAUAUUUGCUAGGUAUUUGGUAUUUGGAGAAAAGUAAAUAAAUAUACCUCAUUUUAAGUUUGAAUUGGGCAGAUUGUGUGAAUACAUUUCAAAUAUUCAGAAUGGAAAGGGCUUAACCAUUUUUUUUCAUAAGCUUUUAAAAAUUUUGCCUUUGAUAUUUAUUUAAAAAAAAACUUGUUUUAAGACAUUUAAAAAUGUGAAAUUUGGUAUCAUCUUUGUAAGAUGACAAUCAUGAAGAACAGAAACCUAUCUUGAUUGGCAAUCUCUUACAAACAUUUUCAAGUUAAUUUCCCAUAGACUUCUCUAACAAAAAGUAAGAAUUGCAUCUUUGUGUAAAGAUCAAGGUAUAAUAGAAAAAUAUUCAAAGAUUUUUUCUUGAAGUAUUUCAUUAGAGCUUUCAAAUUGAUUUAUACUCUUAUCGACCUGAUAUGCUCAAUUAAAAAAAAAAAAAAAGAG